Molecule: messenger RNA, 1056 nt
Organism: Triticum turgidum subsp. durum (durum wheat)
Lineage: Eukaryota; Viridiplantae; Streptophyta; Magnoliopsida; Poales; Poaceae
Source: the annotation of a GenBank genome assembly
AUGCCCGAGGCGUGCUGCAACACUGCAAUCGUGCACACACUUCGCUUCCGCUCGUCGGAAACUCGACCGCGCGCGACCGCGGCCAUGGAUCCGGACACCGAGGUCGACUUCGACUUCUCGCCGUUCCUCAUCCGCUACAAGAGCGGCCGCGUCCACCGUCUCAUGGGCGCGUCCAGAGUCGACGCCGGCACGGACGCCGCCACGGGCGUCACCUGCAAGGACGUCGUCAUCGACGCCGACGCCGGCCUGGCCGCGCGGCUCUACCUGCCCAAGGACGUCCCGCGGUCCGAGAAGCUCCCCGUCCUCGUCUACUUCCACGGGGGCGCCUUCGCCGUCCACUCGGCCUUCUUCGGCACGCACCACCGCUUCCUCAACGCCCUCGUGGCCGCGGCCGGCGUCGUGGCCGUGUCCGUCGACUACCGCCUCGCGCCCGAGCACCCGCUCCCGGCCGCCUACGACGACGCGUGGGCGGCGCUCCGCUGGGCCCUGGCGAGCUGCGCGCCGGCCGCCGGGCGGGAGCCGUGGCUGGCCGACCACGGCGACGCUGCGCGCGUCUUCGUCGCGGGCGACAGCGCCGGCGCCAACAUCGCGCACCACAUGGCGACAAGGGCCGGCGGCGGAGAGAACGGGCUGCCGGCGGGCGCGCGGAUCGAAGGGCUGGUGCUCCUGCACCCGUACUUCCGCGGCAAGGAUCUGGUGCCGUCGGAGGGCGCGGACCCCAGGUUCCUGCAGAGGGUGGAGAGGUCGUGGGGCUUCGUGUGCGCGGGGAGGUACGGGGCCGACCACCCGUUCAUCAACCCGCUGGCGAUGCCGGCGGAGGAGUGGGCGGCGCUCGGCUGCCGGCGAGCACUUGUCACCGUGGCGGAGCUGGACACGAUGCGGGACAGGGGCCGGAGGUACGUGGAGGCGCUGAGGGGGAGCGCGUGGACAGGGGAGGAGGCGGUGCUGUACCAGACCGGCGGCGAGGGGCACGUCUACUUCCUGGAGAAGUCCGGCUGGGGCGACAAGGCGGAGAGGGAGAUGGACGCCGUCGUCUCGUUCAUCAAGCGGAGCUAG